AUGGUGUGCCAAGCAGCUAGUCAAACAAGAUUUCGGGCAUUGAAACAUGAGAAUGGAAUUGCUGGGUGCGCCACCAUAAUUGUUAGAGUUAUAGCAUGCUUUCAACCUCUUCAAGAUUGCCAGGCUGAAUACUUCCGUCAUUUGCUUAAACCUCACUACGAUUAUUGUUCACUUGGUAGUUGUUGCGGUUGGAUGGCCGAGGACUUUGGAUCCUGGUUUCAUCACCAGCAUUCUGAUCAGAAAUCACCCAACUUGGGUAAUUUCACUUUUCCAUUCAACUUGGGGCAGCAAAGAACUGUCCCUGCUUACAUGUAUCCGUGCGGUGGUAACAUGGUUGCUGCUAAUGGGACUUACCCUUUGUCCGUAUUUACAGGGCUGCCUAAUUACAAGGCAUGCCAACCAAAUGAGCCUCGUGGGUGGUUCUAUUGUUUGCCUCGUUUCGGUCAGGCCUUUGCUCCUGCACCUAACUCUGUUCUGAAGGAAAAACUUCUUGCUAAUCCGCAUGAAAUCUGUAAAGAGGCUGGAGCUCCUGACGUGGGUCCUGGUUGUCCAGAGAAGAGAUUCCUUGUGUUUGAUCAGUCCGGUGAUCAAACAACCUUGAUUUUCAAUUCUGGGAUUGUGUCUCCUGCCCAGUGUAUGACUUCUUGGAACCCUAAAGCCCCUGCUGCUUAUGAAUUGAAUACAGAUCCAGGAGCUAAAAAAGAUGCAGCCUAUCAUUAUGGGGCAUUUUUGACCGAUGAGUAUGAGGAAGGAAAUCACACUGAUGAUGUGGGAAGUGAGCUGCGUGAAGACACAGGGGAGCUUGAUGCUUUGCUUGACUCUGAUGAUGACGAUUAUUAUUCAGAGGAUGAUGAAGAAACAAGUACAGGUCAUUCACCUAGUACCAUGACAGGUUACGAUAAACAAGAAUUGUCCGAGGAAAGUGGUGAAGAAGUUGCUAGUUCUGCUGGGCCAGCAAAAAGGCAGAAACUCUUGCAUGGAGAGUAUGGUGUUCCAUCCCUCAUGGACACAGCUAGUUCACUGAAACGCAAUAGAUGCUUUGAAGAUGAGAAUGAUGCAGAAUCUAGAUGUGGUGAUGGAAACUAUCAAUAUCAAGUUUUGGGAAAUAUGGAUUCCUCAUCUGGCAACAAGAGGUCCAGGAGAGAGAAAAUACGGGAGACUAUUAGCAUUCUGCAGACUAUUAUUCCUGGUGAGAAGGGAAAAGAUGCAAUCAUGGUUAUUGAUGAAGCUAUCAAUCACUUGAGAUCCUUGAAGCACAAUGCCAAGGCUUUAGGCCUUGAUACCCUCUGA
Ilex paraguariensis (yerba mate) is the source of this 1290-nucleotide messenger RNA. The record is from the annotation of a GenBank genome assembly. Lineage: Eukaryota; Viridiplantae; Streptophyta; Magnoliopsida; Aquifoliales; Aquifoliaceae.